CCCCGCGGGUUCAAAAGCUGCAGGUGAGCUGCAGGUGACGGACCGGGAAGGAGACCCGCGCGGAACAUGGACCCGCUCCUCCAGGGACUGAAGCUGGACAACCGGACGGCGCUCCAGCUGGCGGCCGCCGCCUGCGGGGCGGGAGCGCUGGCGGUGCUGCUGCGGACCGUCAGCCGCCGGCGGGCCGCGCGGGACAAGAUCCACAGAGCCCGAACCCGCCGGACCGAGAGUCUGCAGCGGGCGGAGCGGGAGCUGCAGCGGUACCGGCGCGCGCAUCCAUCCUCCGACUCUGCAGCGAUCCUCUCCUCUUCACUGACCAAACUGACAGACCGUCUGCAUGAAGGCUCGCUGACCCCGGAGGAAGUGUUUUACUUCUACAUGGAAAAGACUCUGGCUGCACAGGAGAAGCUGAACUGCUGCGCUGAAAUCCUGCCGGAGAGUUUCGACCAGCUGAAAACUCUUUCUUCCAACAAGGACGGCCUCCUGUACGGAGUUCCCGUCAGCAUUAAGGAGAAUCUGGAGUACAAGAACCACGACACUUCCUGUGGGGUAGUCGUUAAUCUGGACCGACCCGCCAAGAGGGACAGUGUGAUUGUUGAAGUUCUGAAGAGACAAGGAGCCGUCCCCUUUGUGAAGACCAACCUGCCCCAAGCUCUCCUGAACUACGACUGCAGCAACCCCAUCUACGGACAGACGCUGAACCCCCAUCACCUCCAGAAGACCAGCGGGGGCUCCUCCGGCGGGGAGGGGGCUCUCAUCGGUGCGGGGGGCUCGCUCCUCGGUAUCGGCAGCGACAUUGGGGGCAGUAUCCGAAUCCCCGCCUCAUUCUGUGGCAUCUGCGGCUUUAAGCCGACGGCGGGCCGGCUGAGUUCACAGGGUUUAGUUCCCAUUUACCGAGGGCAGAAGUCUGUGCCGUCCUCUCCUGGACCCAUGGCGAGGGACGUGGACAGCCUGGUUCUGUGCAUGCGGGCGCUGCUCUGCGACCACAUGUUCUCCCUGGACCCCAGCAUACCGCCGCUGCCCUUUAACGAGCAGAUCUACCAGAGCUCCAGACCUCUGAGGAUUGGAUUCCUUGAAAACGACGGCUUCACUGAAGGCUCUCCUUCCAUGGUCCGCGCUGUCAGAGAAGUGAAGGUUCUGCUGGAGCAGGCGGGCCACACUGUGGUUCCCUUCUGUCCUCCCAGGAUCAGUCAGAUCAUUCCUGAGCUGCUGCUGAAGGGACUGUUUGCAGAUGGAGCCACUAGUCUGCUGCGAAAACUGGAGGGGGGCCCCAUCGACCCCUGCCUGGCGCCCCAGGCUCGCCUCUACAGUCUCCCCGCGUGGCUGAAGAAGACGCUGUCCUUCCUCUUCAAGCCUUUCGCGCCUCGUUUCCCCGUGGUGCUCCGAUCUCUCUGUGGGAUCAGCUGCGUUUCAGAUCUGUGGGAGCAUCACGCCGCCGUCGAGGACUACGUCUCGGAGACCAUCGCCGCUUGGAAGAGGUCCAACCUGGACGUGCUGCUGUGCCCCGUCCUCGGACCCGCCUUCAACUUCGGCUACUGUGGGAAGUUUUCAAGUGGAAUCAGUUACACCAUGAUCUACAACCUCCUUAACUUCCCCGCCGGCGUGCUCCCCGUCUCCAGAGUGACGGCGGAGGAUGAGGAGAACCUGAAGGACUACAAAGGGAACUUCCAGGACUAUUUGGAUAAGCUCCUCCCACAGGCGGUGAGGGGCAGCCAGGGCCUCCCCGUGGCGGUGCAGUGCGUGGCGCUGCCGUGGCAGGAUGAACUCUGUCUGCGCUUCAUGAAGGAGGUGGAGCAGCUGGUGAAGCAGGACAGGAAGUAGACGUCCUGGACGACAGAGGAGGAGGUGGGGCCAUGACCUUCGGGACGACAGUUAUUAAAACAUUUGAUUUAAAGAAACAACUUUAGCUAACUCACAUAAAAAUGUCUGUAAUUGUUUUCUUUGUUUUCAUGAAGGGAUUUGACAUUUAUUCUUAAAAUUUGAAGUAAUUUAUUCAUGUUUGAUCCUUUUAUAAUUGAUAAUAAUUAUGACAUGUUUAGUGUUUUACUUUGACAAAACGUGUCCUCUGUAGGGACAUUUGUAAACCUGAAUAACUGUACAUCCUACUGAACAACUCCAGACGUGAAGGGGCGGAGCUCUGGGAAUUGUAGUUUUUGGUGGACUUUGGUAAUUAGGAGGAUUCCAGGAAUUUAAUAGAAGGGAAUUAUUGUUUAUGUACAUGUAAAAUAACCAAGAAUGAACUUCUAAGAAUUUUUGUAACUUUUCUGCCAUUAAAAAUUAGAUUUCUGCUGAAA
Messenger RNA from Oryzias melastigma (Indian medaka), 2294 nucleotides. RefSeq names its product vitamin D3 hydroxylase-associated protein. NCBI's taxonomy places the organism in Eukaryota, Metazoa, Chordata, Actinopteri, Beloniformes, Adrianichthyidae. The record is from RefSeq and is a predicted model, not a curated record. The transcript is spliced from 15 exons. Bases 67 to 1821 code for a protein of 584 amino acids. Gene Ontology annotation, biological process: fatty acid catabolic process. Gene Ontology annotation, molecular function: fatty acid amide hydrolase activity; amidase activity.